Eimeria maxima is the source of this 1500-nucleotide messenger RNA. RefSeq lists its product as hypothetical. Gene Ontology annotation, molecular function: metal ion binding. Bases 1 to 1500 code for a protein of 499 amino acids. The record is from RefSeq and is a predicted model, not a curated record. NCBI's taxonomy places the organism in Eukaryota, Apicomplexa, Conoidasida, Eucoccidiorida, Eimeriidae. The transcript is spliced from 5 exons.
AUGGGGCCUCAGCUGCCCCCGAAUGUCGCGUCGGCUGUACAUAACCCUGAAGUGGAGUAUGCCCCCUCUGAGGUUGGGGUAGGCGAUUCCUGCGCGGGUUUCAGCAUCAAGACCAAGAUCGAACAGGAUUCGAGCCACCCCCCACAGCCGCACAUCUCUUUAGAGGGGUCGGACUUCAAGGCUGCUCCCUGUUCUCGCUUUAUGAGAGGUAGAUGCCAUGCGGGCUCCAAUUGCAAAUACGCGCACUCAGCAGCAGAGCUGAGACCUUUUACUCAGGAAGAUGGGGGGCCCCUGCCUGUGAGCCUCAAGGCCAGCAGGAGGGGUCCCCAUGGGGGCCCCCAGCGCAGCGGCCUGAAGGGUGGGCACCAGCAGCACCACCAGCAGCAGCAGCUGCGCAAGCAUGUAGCAGCGUCGCAGCGCUUAGGCUUUCCGGGGAUGAUUGCUGCCCGCGGCAGCAGCAGCAGCAAAAGCGGUGGUGGAGGCAGCAGCAGCAGCAAGAGCAGCGGCUGCAGCAGCACGAGUGUGAGCAGUACGCCGAGCAGCAACAGUAGCAGCGGCUGCAGGAGCAGUGGCGGCGUUGCAGCAGCAGAGCUGGCACACUCACGAAUGCAGCAGCAGCUGCUGCGCGAUUGUGAGGCUUUGUUGAGCUGCAUGGGUUUAGCUGCUGCAGCUGGGUCAGGUGGCCCUCCCAUCCUUGAUGUUUACAGGGGGAGAGGGGGCUCUGAGGGUCCCCCAACACCUCUUACGCUCCAUACACGGCAGAGUGUGGGAUCACACACAGGCCCCUCUUCUCGCUGCGAUCAGGACUGUCGGGCCACGUAUUCGCUAGAGCAGCAGCUGCAGCAACAGCUGCUGCUGCAACAACAGCAGCAGCAACAGCAGCAGCUUCUGCAGCAACAACAGCAGCAGCAACAGCAGCUGCUGCAGCAACAGCAGCAGCAGCAGUAUUUAAUGCAGCAGCAACAUCUCCACGAAGCCCUACUGCAGCAACAGGGGUUGAACGAGCAGCUGCAGCAGCGCCAGCAGCAGCGGCGGCAGCAGCAGCAGCAGCAGCAGCAGCCGGAGGCCGACCUUGCAAUUGAGGGUCUCUUGGCGCAGCUAGCGGUGCUGCCCUUACCUUCCACAGCAGAGCAGCAACAACAGCAAGAGCAGCAACAGCAGCAGCAACAGCAGCAGCUGUUGCUGCAGCAGCAGAAGGUAUUCCAGGAACAGCUGCAGCAGCAGCAGCAGCAGGUGUUGCUGCAGCUGCAGCAGGACCUCCCAUUUUUCUUGAGUGCGGGGGGUUUGGGGGGUCCCCCCGGGUUUGGCCAGGGCCCCCCUCCAUUUCUCUGCAGCAGCAGCGACAGCACCUCCCUAUCAAGUUCAGAAGCCCGGCUGAUUGCACAGGACCCUUCUCCUUUGCUUCAUGUUGCAGAGGACCCCGGGUCCCUUGGGGGCGAGUGGAAGAGCAGCAGCAACAGCAGCAGCAGCAGCAACAACAGCAGCAGCAGCAGCACAUGA